Messenger RNA from Trachymyrmex cornetzi, 627 nucleotides. RefSeq lists its product as uncharacterized. The transcript has a single exon. The record is from RefSeq and is a predicted model, not a curated record. The coding region runs from base 1 to 627 and encodes 208 amino acids. NCBI's taxonomy places the organism in Eukaryota, Metazoa, Arthropoda, Insecta, Hymenoptera, Formicidae.
AUGACCGUAUUGGAAAGAGAAACGUCAAGCGCGCUCUCGAAACUCGCGGACGACACUCAACAACACGUCGCGUCAUUGAAGGCCUUGGGAGUGUCCGUCGGUCCCGAAAUGCUCGUCCAUAUGUUGGAAAGUAAAUUACCAAGGAUCACACUAGAAAAAUGGGAAUUGACUCUCGAAAGAGACGAGUUUCCUAAACUCGAUGAUAUGUACGAGUUUUUGUACAAAACCGCGGUGUGCGCAUCUAAACGAGAGAGAUCGAAAGUUACGGAAAUAGAGAGGGACAAAGGCGAGCCUUCGGCUAAAAGGAAGCGUUAUGCUACGAAUCGCGCUUUCAUUUUGAACGCGUCGCGUAAUUGUUUGGCAUGCAAGAUAAAACGGCAUCCGCUGUAUCUAUGCGAUAAGUUCAAGCGACUAUCUGUCCCGAAGCGUAUCGAAUUCGUAAAGGGAGCCAAGGUUUGCUACAAUUGCUUGCGUUCCCAUCGAGAUACUCCCUGUAAAUUCUCGAAUUGUACGAUCUGCCAAAAACGUCACAACACGCUUUUGCACCUCGAAAACUACGCGACCGCGAGUAAAACUAGCGCGACGAAACCCAGCAUGACGAAACCAGAGGCCGCGCAAACCGAAUGA